Molecule: messenger RNA, 2575 nt
Organism: Polistes canadensis
Lineage: Eukaryota; Metazoa; Arthropoda; Insecta; Hymenoptera; Vespidae
Product: orexin receptor type 2-like
Exons: 9
Coding region: 1041-2195 (384 amino acids)
Biological process (GO): G protein-coupled receptor signaling pathway
Cellular component (GO): membrane
Molecular function (GO): neuropeptide Y receptor activity
Source: RefSeq, a predicted model, not a curated record
UCGUCGCGCGUUCACGUCUCUCGUUCUCCUCUCUCAUUCUCGUCUCUCAUGUGCGAAUAAGUUUCCUAAAUAAUUCGAUUUGAGUCGUCUUUUGAAUAAAUGUUUACAAAAAUAAAAACAAAAUCCAGUUAAAACUGAAUCAAAAAAUUCCUUAUAACGAAUUAUUUCAACUAACUGUUGCAUUUAAUGUAAAUACAAAUAUAUACAAAGAGAAUAAGUAAGCGAAUAGAUACUUAAAUUACUGUCGCUAAAGUUUGUUUAACGUGCUCGUGUAGUGAAUAAAUACAGUUUGAUUUAAUACGCCCACUAUGGCGCUUGAAAAGCGUUAAUUCACUCGCUGGUAGAUAUAGUCAGUGAGAAAGGAAGAUAGAAACUUAAGCCUAGGACAGCCUUUAUUGCUCAAUUGAACUAACAACGAAUGAUCGCAAAGUGUAUACGAGCGAAAUUGAGUUUAUAUACUCGAAUCGAACUUUGCUAAUGAACACUGGUGCAUCUCGUCGAUACGAAAUUAUUUCGUGUAGAAUAACCGUAAAUUAAACUUAUUCGGACAAAUUCAAACACGUAAGGAUAAACAUUGCGGGUUGGAUCAACCUACGAGUUGACAUUUUGCAAACUCUUUCGGGAGUCAGUUUGUGUGUGCAUAUAAUGAAAAGAAGAAGAAAAACUUUGUAUCAAGUUGCUAAUUCAACUUCAAGAAAUUCUAGAAAAGAUUCUAUUUGUGGGUGAUCAUAAGAGAAAGUAGAGAAACUUUAACGUUCCAGAACCAUUACCAAGCUGACAUGUUGUCAGAUGAUAUCGAAGAAAAAAUGCACGUGAGGGACACCACCCCCCGAUAUAUUUACUUCUUUUAAGAGGAUGACAUAGACGUCGAGAUAAACACUGAGUAAUUCAUCUUUCUCGAUCUAUAAGACUCCUCCUUCAACCAUAUUUUCGUUUCUAUAACAGUUGGAAAUUUAUAAGAAUAUUCCUUGGAAAACACAAUCUGCACUUUUUGAGGGAACUUUUUUUAAAAAGAAGAGACACACUUAUUAAAGGAAAAAAUGGAUCGUUUAAAAAUGUUCAUACUUACGUUGUUCCUAUUUGUCUUACCACUUUUAACGGACACCACGAAUAAAUCCGAUUUGUAUUCUUCAACGAAUUUUAUGAAUGAAAGCAAUUGUACAAAUAACGAUUGCAUACCUGACGAAGAAUACCUUGACAUCAUGUACAACGAUAUAUUUCCAAACUUCACCGAUUGGGUCAUGAUAACUCUGCACAGCAUCAUUUUCAUCACUGGACUCGUCGGUAACUUCCUCGUCUGUUUGGCUAUUUUUCGGAAUCAUUCGAUGAAAACUGUUACUAAUUACUUCAUCGUCAAUCUCGCUGUUGCUGAUCUUAUGGUUAUUCUCAUAUGUUUGCCGCCGAGUGUGCUUUGGGAUGUCACUGAGACUUGGUUUCUUGGAUGGGGACUUUGUAAGGCCAUACCGUAUCUUCAGACUGUCUCAGUUAGUGUUAGUGUUUUAACAUUGACAUGCAUAUCGAUAGACCGAUGGUAUGCCAUUUGUUACCCAUUGAAAUUCAGAUCUACUACAAAAUGGGCAAAAAUAGCUAUUGUUAUUAUCUGGACAGUAUCUUUCCUUUUUGAUAUACCAGAUAUAAUAGUUCUCCAUACGGCGCCAUCCGGAAGUAAAGUCAAAACGAUAAUUUACACACAAUGCAAAUCAUCUUUAAGUCAUAAAGAUCAAACUUUGCUUUGGGCCAUAAAGUUAACUCUUUUCUACAUCGUACCAUUAAUUUUCAUGACAAUAGCUUAUCGGCAAAUAAUACGUGUUCUAUGGCGUAGCGAUAUUCCUGGACAUAACCUUUCCCGUAGAAGCUUUCAGAUGGGUGAGAUACCUUCCACCGGUGCUGGAAACCCCGAAGGUCAAUUGAGAUCUCGACGUAAAGCAGCUAAAAUGCUGAUAGCUAUAGUUGUCACUUUCGCCAUUUGCUACUUUCCAGUACAUUUGUUCUCGAUCCUAAAAUAUACCAUGCUUUUACCGUCCGGCGAAUGGUCUAUUAAAGCGAGUUUGUUCGUUCAUUGGCUUUGUUACGUCAACAGUGCAGCGAACCCCUUGAUUUACAAUUUUAUGAGCGGUAAGUUCCGGUACGAGUUUCAACAUACUUUUCGAGAUUGUUCUCCUGUGAGCAAUGUCACCAUGAAAUUUUUCACGUAAUGACUAUCAUUUUACGGUUUAAUGCUAAAUGCUACUGUGAGCCCUUUGUGUCCUCAGUAAAAAGGCUAUCCUCCCGCGCAAACAAAUUCCUAGAUAUCACAGUGGAAACAAAUCUCGGUGAAACGAUCACAAAGCAAUAAAGGACGGUGCUAAUCGUGAAGUCGAUUAUACUUAGGAUGAGCUAUAUGAAUAAUUCUUUUAAUUAUUGGCCAUUUUUGGUAAAAUAGAAUAAUUGCUUUACAUAUAAUAAUAAUUAUGAGACUAUAAAGAUAUAUUUCCUUUAAACAAACCAUGUAAUAAUUCGUAUGGACAAAGUUUAUAAUGUACAUAUAUCAUUUUUCCAUUCUUUUUAUGUUUAAAUACUGCAAUGUUAUAAAGAU